This is a messenger RNA of Ctenopharyngodon idella (grass carp), 4145 nucleotides long. Its product is annotated as CUB and zona pellucida-like domain-containing protein 1. The record is from RefSeq and is a predicted model, not a curated record. Lineage: Eukaryota; Metazoa; Chordata; Actinopteri; Cypriniformes; Xenocyprididae. The transcript is spliced from 12 exons. Bases 2330 to 3385 code for a protein of 351 amino acids.
UAGAACCAGUCAAACUAUAGAAGGAAAAAGAAAAUGUCCAUGUAGUCGUCUGUAUUUACCACAUUACUCACAGUGCCACUUCAUCAAACACUAUGGCACAUCCUGCGCUACUGCUGCUGAUCAGCUUGACUGUUUCUGGGAGUCAAGCCGUAACUUUCCAGGGGGGAUCUCUGACCUUCAUGCCUGGAAACAGAUAUCCAGAUGGAACAGUGGAGAUGCACUUUUACUACAGAGAGUCUGGUAAACUGCCCUGUGAUCCUCAAGUCUCAUGGGUCUGUGAUAGUGGCGACUGUGGCGUUCUCACAUACGCACAGCCUGAGGUGACGGAUCAGGACCAGUCGGGUCAGAUCCUCUGGUGCCAGUCCGAGCGUCACAUGACCACCAAUGUCACUGGUGAUGAGCCCUUCACUCUGAGUGGCUCUGGUUGCUGCUGGGUAAGUAAUGUUCAUAAUGUUGGUGAAUGGACACUUCGCAGCGUUGUUGACACAAGACAACGUUCAGACACUAGGACUGCAAACAGGUCCCCCGUUUCAGCAAUAAUACCAAAGAUAAGGGUUCCUCAGAACUGUUUUCAGCGUCUUCAACUGCUGGCCCAUGACCCAGAUGGAGAUGAUGUGAGAUGCAAGUGCCCAUCUUGCCAUCAACACCCAAACAUAAAUCUCGAUGAGGACUCAUGUACUCUGAGCAGUAAUGGUGCAUUGGACCUGGGACUGCAUGUUUUUGAGUUCAUGAUGGAGGAUUAUCCUGUAUCAAACAUCACUUUGACGAAUGAGAAUGGGAUCUCCUUUGUCAGAAAUCCUUAUAAUCAGACCACCAACAUUGACUCAACUCCACUCAGUCAAGUGCCUCUGCAGUUUGGAGUUGAAAUCCUAACACCAGUCCAUAGUUGUGUACCAGGGGUGAACAGGCCAAGUUUACUGACACCAACUCCCUUACAUGGAGAUGUACAUCAUGCAGCUGUGGGAUGUGUUCACAUUAUUUCCCUCCGUGCCCAGAGCUCGCACAACAGGUCUGAAAUAUGCAUUGUCUAAAACUAAACUAAAAGUAUUCCUGCCACAAUUUUCCUUAACAUAUCCAAAGUUCAAUCUAAUAACAUGCAUUUUCUAUCAGAUGCAGGUCCGGUUCUACAGGGGUGCUAGAGGGUGCUAAACACCCUCAAACAAAAGCAAGAGCACCCUCAGCCUCAGUUGAUACAGUAAUAAUCUAAUACUGGUGAAACUGAUUUGGCAAACACAGUGCCUAUUUGUGUUUACAAUAUGUUUUUACAGUUCUGAGCAAUGAGCCAAUCACAGACAUGUCUGUUGAUCUCGUAAAUGUAGUGACCAAUCAGAGGUUUUUUUCAGUGUAGAGUUUUGCACACUUUCAACUUAUAACAUUAUAACAAAGUGUAGACAUAAUGUAAAUAAGAUUUUCACUGUACAGUUUAGACCGCUUCAUUGAUUAUAACAGAAGUUUUCGCAAGAGUGCUGCAGAACUGAAGCGAGUGACAGUUUUCUAGUGAUUACAAAGGGAACGCUGUUUGCACGAUUUUUAUAUAUGACCCUUCUGAAUUUGAAUAAAGGUGUUGUAUUUCAUGCUGCUAAGAGGACCAACGGCCACAUACACAUUUAAAUACAAGAUUCACUCUUGAAAUUGCAAUUAUCGAUAACCAUAGUAAUGGAUGAGACAAAGCUACAUGUCAAAAAUACAUAGCUGUGCAUUAAGCAAUGUACAAUGCUGACUGGAUCGAGUCUCAGUACCGGCAGGAAUUGUCAAUGGGGGCAGUUAAUGUACAGUGCUCUCUUCCAUCCUCAAUACCACAGCUGAGGUGAGACCCUUGGGCAAGGCACCAAACUCCCCGGGCGUAAAUGUAAAAUGGUUGUCCACUGCUCUGGGUGUGUGUUCACGGUUUGUGUGUGUGUGUGUGUGUGUGUGUGUGUGUGUGUGUGUGUGUGUGUGUGUGUUUGGAUGGGAUAAAUGCAGAGCACAAAUUCCAAACACCAGACUUGGCUACAUGUAAUGUCACUUUCACUUUCAUGCUUUACUAGAGCACCCUCCCUAACUUCAGAAGCACCCGCAGUAAUUUGAUGUGUGUUGUUGAAAAAUAAAGUUUCAACCAACAUGUUUUGCAUGUACAGAUUACUAAUCUACUGGUUAUCUAAUCUUUCAAUCAUUCUUGUGUAGUAUCUUGGACUUCCAGGUCAGUGGUCCGUGGAACAUAUCAAAGAGCUUGAGGAAUGCAAGUCAAGGCGUUACCGAGGCCACGCUGACAUGGACACCACAGGAAUCAGACCUGCAUCAUCAUGUACCUGUGUGUUUCGCUGCAGAGACACUUCAGAGUCAAUCAGAGAUGCGGUGCAUUGUGAUCAUUGUGGCAGAGUCGAGGGUUCUCUCAGGUGAAGCAGAGGUCUUCUGUGAGGAAAACAGUAUCAGCGUUGCAGUAAGCAAAGCAUCCAUGAAGGGGAUUGAUCAAAACUGGCUCCAACUGAGAGACCCCACCUGCUCUCUUACUUUCAAUGACACGCAUAUCCUGGGCACGGUGUCCCUCAACACCUGUGGUACCACAAUGGAGGAUUCAGGAGACUUCAUGGUUUUCAAAAAUGAGAUCAAUUCUUUUGAGAACCCUAAUGAAGUAAUCACCAGACGCAGUCAAGUUAAAAUUGGCUUCUCCUGCCAGUACCCCAAAGUAGCCAGUGUUUCAAACCACUACAUCAACAAGAAGUCAGACUACAUCUUCACUGAAUCCAGCUUCGGCACUUUUAGUUACUCAUUUAACAUUUUUACUGACAAUAACUUCAGCAGUCCAGUGGAUCCCAGUCUAUAUCCACUGGAGAUAAAUUUGUUGGAUAUGCUCUACAUGGGCAUUGCAGCCCAUUCUGCUCUCCCUGAGGUCCAGCUCUUUGUGGAGUCUUGCAGGGCCACUCCAGAUGACAACCCAUACAGUGCUCUCUUUUAUGACAUCAUCAAAGAAGGGUGUAUUUUGGAUGACACAGUUGAGGUUUAUCAUAGUGAUGCAAGAGCGUAUGACUUUGGGAUCCAAGCUUUCAAGUUCACAGGCGGCUACAAUGAGGUGUAUAUUACCUGCUCUGUAAUUCUGUGUGCGGAAGGAAGUUUAAAUUCCAGAUGCGCACAAGGCUGCCUCAGGGAACCCGCACACAAACGCAGACGAGAUGUGAGCAAAGAAACCGCUAGGCAUUACAUCACGCAGGGUCCCUUCCAUGUGGCGAGACAAACUCAGCAUUCUGGAGCAGCUUCAGAAAAUGGUGGUUCUCUUCAUAUCAGCACAGGCACCGCAGUCUUUGCAGGACUCUUUAUUGUCUCCAUUGUGGUGCUGGUUGGAAUGUGGGUGUACAACAGCAAAAAAACAAGAGAAACUGACCGCACGUAUCUAAUGUCCAGCUUCUGAAGAACAUAUAAACAUUAUAAAUGAAUGUCCAAUUUUCUGUUCAUGAAUCCUCUCUGUUAUUGGUAAUGAAAAAUAUAAUUAAAGUGUGGUAAAAUCUGCAUUACUUUCUGGCAGACAUCGUACAUCUCUAAAAGUUGCACAUACAUGAAAGGGUUUGUGUUUUAGAAACUGUUCAUAUUUUGAUAGUGUGUGUAUCUGAUUCUGUCUGAAGGUAAAAACUUUUACAGGUGUUUUACAAGAAUAAAUGAAUAGUUUAGAACAAUGAAUAUUAAAUCAGCAGCAUAAUUGCCUUUGCCUAGUAUUUUACUCUUUUCAACCCUUUUUCUUCUUCUUUUAAACACUAUUUAAGGAUCAUCCAGUAACUUGAUGCAACCAUGUUGCCUGGGAGGUGCAAAAAGACCUAAUAUGUAAAUUUCACAAACAAAAAUCACAAACAGCUGUUACCUUGGUGGAUAUUUUACUAUAUCAGAAGUACAUAACCAGAAAAGUGUUUUUGAUGUCAUAAGUCCAAAACUUUAUAUAGUGAUCCCGGUUUUAUGACAUCACAACAGACAUAUGAAGAAUAAAGUCAGUUUGUCUCUUUUUGACUUUUUUGUUAGAAGUGCUGUAUCUUUUGACUAUUCACUAAUCCAUGUUAAUUCUGAGGACAUUUAAAGUUCUGUAACUACUGUAUCUGUAAUAUUUUACUAAAUGUAAUUCAGUUUCUUUCUUUCCAUAAAAGUUCAUUUCAUGGAGUCAGAUAAAUAUAUAUUUUGGCUUA